CAGGCGGCGCGGGCGCGGGAAGGGCCGGGGGGAGCCGCAGGGGGAGAUGGAGCCUGGCAGCGAGCAGCUGGGGACGCCGGCACACAGCGCGCUCGGCACCGAGCACAGCGCCAGCCCCAGCUGCAGUGCCGGGGAGCAGGAGGAGCUGCCCUACGAUGGAGACGAGGGGCCCAGCUGUAAAUGCAACAGCAAUGCAGGGCGGCUGCGGGACUGCACAGGAAACGUUCCGCACAUGUUAAGUUUGUCCUGCUCUGAAGAUGAAGCAGCUGGCACGGAACAGCUGCCUAACGCAAAGAUGUCCAACGUCCUCUGGCGUCAUUUUCCUGAAGGAGAGUUACUGAACACAGGGCAGCUAAUCGAGUGUGAGACCAUACCGGAGAUGUCCUACACGGAAAGCCUUGGUGAAACCACAAACAAACCUGAGAGUUACGAGCACAGCAAAGGCUCUUCAACACCUGAACAGUGGGCAACGACAGGGGAAGAGGAUCAUCUAGGAAAGCAGGAGGAUGGAUGCACGGGUGGGAAAAAUCCAAGUGUGCUAAAUGAAAAACUUGUUUCAAAGCGAUCUGUUUCGUCUGCUGGUAGCUGCGGGUGCAGACACAACAGGUCACAGUUGAGGAACAAAUACGAAGACACACACCUCUCUCACAACACGAAGGAACAGAGAGAAGUGUUUAAGAAAAACGCUUCAUCUCACAGGCUCAUACAUGGUGACAUUCACCAUUGCAUUCCUGACUUCUCUGAAAUUACUACAGAACUAAAAGUGCCAAAAAUAAACGAAAAUAUUAAAUCAGUUCCUACAACUGAACCAACAAAAUCCUUCCCUAUUCUGCUCUGUCAGUCAGAAACUGUGGACAACAUUCUAGAAAGUAACUGUUCCCGUUCUGUUGAAGUAGAGAAUCAAGAAAUGAGAAUUCCAGAAUUGUUGCAACAGCUCAAGAUACUGCCUCAGUCGGAUUUUGCACCUCCAAGCUUUGUUGUUUACUCGGGAGGCGCUGGGACAUUUCAAGUCUUUACAGCACGUGUCCCUAAAACUACACAGCACUUGCCUGAUCCAAGAUUACCACAUGGGACAAUGGUAUCAGCAUUUCCAGCAGCUGGUACAGUACAAGUACACUGUGCAAGUCCUUCUAAUUUACUGCCAGAACUAACACAAGGAGAAAAGAUGUCUCAGAUACUAAAAGAACAGACAGAUCAACUGAAAAUUAAAGUGGAAGAUUUCACUAAACAUAUGACCCAUGAGACAUUCGUUCCACAAGACAAUUACCUGGCGUUAAAUCAAUUGAAAAAAUACCUGGAUGCCUUGGAAAGGAGUUACUUAACUGCUAGAGAGGAGCACCGUGUUUUACAGCUGCAGAACUACAAGGACAAGUCUAUCCACGUUGGAGAGUUUGAUCCUGAAAGGAAGGUGGAAGGGGAAAUAUUUAGACUUGGCAUGCUGCUUGAAGACAUCCAAGAGCAGACUGAUGACUGCAAAUACAGCUUGGCUCCUUCGCUUAUUUCUGAUGAAUCUGCCCAUUCAUCAAAUCCUCUUUGGGAGAGCUCAGUAGUUCCAAGCAUUACUGAUCCUCCAGAAGAAACCACAUUUCUUCACAAGAACAAGGGAGAAAAUACAAGUCAGACAAGCGAUGUAAUCCCACAAACAAAUCAUCUGUUUUCUUUCGAAGCUGCAAAGUACAAUCUUUGUCCUCACAUGUUACAAAAGAGAGCUGAAUCAACUUCCAGAAGAGAAAUGGAGCCUCAGGGAAAAGGUUAUCUGCUAGCAAGCAAGCAUUCUUCCAGUGUAAUGAGAUUCCUUUCACCAGAAGAAAAAGGUCUUAGAUUCCAUACUCAGGGUACGUUAAGUCAAAAGUGUAAUGCUGAUGAAGAAAAUGUGAAAGGAAAUAAAAACAUCCAGGAAAGGAAAACCGGAGUAUGUUCCAUCUUCAUUCAGAGAAAACCAACUGAUUUAUCAGACACAAAUCUGAGCAGUGAUUCAGAAGACAUCUCAGCCUGUGACUCUUACGGUUCACAAAGCGAGGAAUUUAUGGAACAUGAGACUGAAAGUUACAGAACACUCAAUACAAGAUUACAUCAAGAGAAAAAAGGAUUUAUAUUCAGAUGCCCUAGAGAAAGCAGUUAUCAACUCAAACACAGGAAUUACAAACAGUCUGUUCAGUCUUGUGCCCUGUGUAGAAAUAAAAAUGCUGGUUCAACCUCUUAUUCACAGAAGAGAAUCUCCACUCAGAAGACUCAAACAAAUAAACGGCCCCGUGAACUUGUAAACAGACUUUCUGAAAGGAAUGUCAAUGUCAAGAAGUCUGCCCGAAACAAACCUGCAAUCAACAUCAGAAACAGAAAUACCAAUGAUUUCAACGCAAAUAUUUUAAAUUCUACCCUGGAUCAUGCCAUACAGACAGCAAACAGUUUGAAGAAAGCUACAGAACAAAUGAUACAAGCAAUUUCAGAAGAUCUAGCUAAAGUUGCAAGAAAUCAGCUUUAAUUAUCCAGUUUCAAAUGCUGUGUUUUGCUGGUUAAUACUGAAAUAUCAGUGUGUCUGCAAAUAUAAAAUAAUAAAUACAACGACUGGGUAGUCAGCUUGCUUCAGUUUUAUGACCAUCAAUACUAAAUGAGAGCAUACUGGUACUCUGCAUCUUUACACUCAGUGCCUGAACUAGAAGACAAAUCACUAAUUUUAGUAGAAGUCUUUGGUACGUUUGCUAAUACCUAUUCUUGCUUACAGCUGCCUUCUCUAAGAAUUCACUUAAGGGAGCAUUACAAAAAUUGAUUUAAACAAGCAAGGUUAGCUUUUUGGCUUCUGUUUUCCUUCUACCCCAAACAGCAGAAUAAGUAUCUCAUUCAUUACAUAUAUUUUUCUCUUCAGAAUUUAAAGCAGCUGCUUAAGCAUGUGAGCAAAUGCAAACAGCCUCUGCAUCUGUAAGCAUCAUACUAGCAUACCAAAUCGCUGUUAACAUAUGUAAUUAUUUGGGUUUUAGAGUGUGUCACAUUGAGAGUGCUUAAAUUUUAAGAUACUCCUCACGUCUCAAUAACCAAGUAAUACCAUUGGUUGUCUUGUGUAUCCGUAACAAUUAAACAGUUCUCUCACUGU
Messenger RNA from Anas platyrhynchos (mallard), 3088 nucleotides. It is a transcript of the gene AKNAD1, whose product is annotated as AKNA domain containing 1. Lineage: Eukaryota; Metazoa; Chordata; Aves; Anseriformes; Anatidae. The record is from RefSeq and is a predicted model, not a curated record.